AUGGAGAUCUUCGAGAGCCCCUACACCGACCUCUCCCUCGAGAAGGGAGAGUACGUUAGUUACUCGCCCUCCGACAAGGGCCGGCGCCACAUCGAGUGGCGGAUCGAUCCGUUGAACCAGUACUUCGACCCCCAGAGGACGCACAUCCGGAUGGUGGUGAAAGUCACCAAGGCCAACGGUAACGAUCUGGACGCCGACGACACCGGGAUCGGCUUCGUGAACAACAUAGGGCCGUCCCUGAUCAAAAACGCCUCUCUGGAGUUGAACGGUAUCCUGGUCACUUUGCAGACCGACUCGUACCCUUACAAGAGUGUCAUCAAAAACCUGCUCAGCCACGGCCAGGAGAGCCAGGAUUCCUACCUGCAAUGCGGGGGCUGGCAUAAGGACACCGCAGGUCACAUGGAGGUGCACGAGUCGGAGGGGGACGGGGCGACCAACAAGGGGUUCGUCGAGCGCUUCGGCUACUCGGCUCGCAGCAGAGAGUUUGGACUCAUCAUCCCGUUGGAUCUCGACACACUCCAGACCGACCGGUACAUCGUGAACCACGUUGGGAUCAAGCUCCGGCUUGAGUUGAACAGAGACGAGUUCGUCCUCAUGGGUGGGGGGACGUACACCAUCGCCGCCAACCCUCUGCUUCGCCUCUACCAAGUCACCCCACUCUCGAGCAUCGGUACGGACCACAACAAAGCGAUGAAGCUCGCCACCUUGGCCAAGUACCCCGUCUCCACGGUGGUGGUGAAGACCAGGGCCGUCCCCCAAGGGGUACGGCUGUUCACGUUCGACAACCUUUUCAAUGGCAUGGUCCCCAAGCGCCUUGUUGUGGGUAUGGUCAGGCACGCCGCCUUCACGGGGGACUACACGCUCAACCCGUUCCACUUCCAGUUCCUCGGCGUGGAGAAGGUGGCGCUACGGGUGGACAGCAACGAGACGCCGUGGAAAGACAUCCGGCACGUGGGCCCCGAGGCGAUCGACGAGUACCACAUGCUGCACGUGGGUGUGAACGGUACGGCCCUCCGUAAAGGGCUGAACAUCAGCCGCCACGAGUUCUUCAACGGUUACACGCUCUUGGUCUACGACCUGACCAAACCGGGGAACGCCGGGUCGGGCUACAUCCACCCCCAGUAUAAAGGCAACACCUCUCUGGAGCUCACCUUCACUGCAGACACGACACAGAUCUUGACGGUCGUGCUGUACGCGGAGUUCGACAACAACAUGGAGAUGGACUACAUGCGUCGAGUGAUGUACAACAUCUCAGCGUAA
Molecule: messenger RNA, 1260 nt
Organism: Nematostella vectensis (starlet sea anemone)
Lineage: Eukaryota; Metazoa; Cnidaria; Anthozoa; Actiniaria; Edwardsiidae
Exons: 1
Coding region: 1-1260 (419 amino acids)
Biological process (GO): deoxyribonucleotide biosynthetic process
Cellular component (GO): cytosol
Molecular function (GO): ribonucleoside-diphosphate reductase activity, thioredoxin disulfide as acceptor
Source: RefSeq, a predicted model, not a curated record